Malassezia globosa CBS 7966 is the source of this 507-nucleotide messenger RNA. RefSeq lists its product as uncharacterized. Lineage: Eukaryota; Fungi; Basidiomycota; Malasseziomycetes; Malasseziales; Malasseziaceae. The record is from RefSeq and is a predicted model, not a curated record. The transcript has a single exon. The coding region runs from base 1 to 507 and encodes 168 amino acids.
AUGAAUGCGACGCCAAUAUUGAGUCGAUUCGUUCAUGAACUUAUGCUCCCAUCGACCUUCUAUGUUGGAGUCAAGUCUCUUUUGACCAUGCUGCGGAUAGACAUGCAUGUCCGCAGCGUAGCUGCGAUGCCGCCAAAUUCGGCAGCCCGUGCUCGAGUGCGUCAACAAAAUGAGGAUGGACAAGGACGAGAGAUGCUGACUUCUCCUUAUGCAUAUUCGCGGAAUACUGUGAUACCUCGAUGUGUCAUGCUCAUGUCUGUUUUGAUUCUGUUGAUCAAGCUUCGUUACGGACUUGAUGGCAUACGUCGGUAUGAGGCGCGCCGAAAAGACCAUCCUCUCUCGCUGCAUUCAGGUGCGCCAGAGCAAGAGGCAUGGCUUGAUGCUAUUUGCGAACUCCAUGGCCUUCCUGUUGAGAAGCAGCAGCAAGAUAAUGUCACCAGGCCCGCAUUUAAGCCUUGGGAUACUGGUUUGUACGUUGACUUUGUAUCGGUCUUGACUAAUAUUUAG